Bipolaris oryzae ATCC 44560 is the source of this 627-nucleotide messenger RNA. RefSeq lists its product as uncharacterized. NCBI's taxonomy places the organism in Eukaryota, Fungi, Ascomycota, Dothideomycetes, Pleosporales, Pleosporaceae. Bases 1 to 627 code for a protein of 208 amino acids. Gene Ontology annotation, cellular component: box H/ACA snoRNP complex. The transcript is spliced from 5 exons. Gene Ontology annotation, biological process: snoRNA guided rRNA pseudouridine synthesis; ribosome biogenesis. The record is from RefSeq and is a predicted model, not a curated record. Gene Ontology annotation, molecular function: box H/ACA snoRNA binding.
AUGGCAUUUCGCGGAACUCCUCGUGGCGGUCGCGGCGGCGGCUUCGGCGGACGUGGUGGAUUCUCUGCGCGUGGAGGACGCGGUGGAAUGGGAGCUUCUUUCGGACCCCCAGACACUGUUGUUGAAAUGGGAAAAUUUGUUCACGACUGCGAAAACGAGAUGUUCUGCGAAUCGAUAAACACCAAGAUUCCCUACUUCAAUGCGCCAAUCUACCUGGAGAACAAGACACCCAUCGGAAAAGUUGACGAGAUCAUGGGCCCGCUGAACCAGGUCUACUUUACCAUCAAGCCGCAAGAGGGCAUACAAGCAAAGUCAUUCAAGGCUGGCGACAAGUUCUACAUUGGAGGCGACAAGCUGCUCCCUCUUGACAGGUUCUUGCCCAAGCCCAAGCCUGUUGGCGGCGUUACAAAGGUCAAGAAGCCCGCUGGCGCAGGCCGUGGAGCACCACGAGGUGGUUCUCGUGGCUUUGGAGGUCGCGGCCGUGGAGCACCGCGUGGACGGGGUGGACCUCCUGGACGCGGAGGCUUUGGUGCCCGUGGUGGAGGUCGUGGCGGAAGCGGUGGCUUCUCAAGAGGCGGUGGACGUGGUGGUGGUGGCUUUGGUGGACGUGGACGAGGAGGAUACUAA